UCGCACGCAAGCACUCGCCCGCCCACGCUCUGCUUUUCAGUUAAAUUACUUUGAGAACUCUGGCCCAAAGAAGAAACAUCAACGGAGCGGCCGAUCGGAGACAAUUGUUAGUUGAGGCAAAAUACAUCAGUUUGAACACAAGUGCGCCGUUGCUCUUUUCCGCUGGUGUUGGUACGAGUAUAAAGAAAAGUACACGCGAGCGAUCGUAUAUUUUUGGCUCAGCCUGCGCCGGAAGUUUAUUUUCGUCGUCGCAGCCAGCAGCAGCAGCAGCCGAAAGUUUCUCUCUCUAGUGAACUUACGAGUGCUGGAAAUUCUCUUGUGCGCGCGCAAGAAGCUUAUUUAUUUAUCCGUGCAGGCUCAUACCCACUGCCUUCCUUCCGCUUUUUUCUUUCACUUUCCAGUAACCACGUCCAAACUUGUGACGAAGCCCACUGAAUUUUUAAUCAGGCCGGCUUUCAUUAUUUGAAGCUCGAGGCAGCGCGAGCGAGCAUAAAUUUUCGCGCGUCGUUUUGGCGUUCAAGCCCUCAUGAAUAUGGUACAUCGUCUGACGCGAGAAGGAUAAGAGGAAGAAAUGGGACACUUGCAUGGGACCGAGAGCUGAUAAUAUCGCUGGCUCCGAGGCAGAGAAAAGGAGAACAACAAAACUAUCGCGCGACGCGUCGAGUAGGCUUUGCACGAUGGCAGGCCUGUAUAUCGUCUGGGUGGCACUGUCCACGCUAGCAUCGAUACUCGCUUGCGCUGGAUUUUAUCUGCCUUAUUGGAUUCAGGGUAAGCUGUUAGGUAAAGCGGAUGCCUACUUCAGUUCGUUUCGCCGCUGCAAUUACCCGAGAAUCCGGCCACCCCGCAACGCCCCGGAGAUCGUCUACGAGUGUGCAAGAUACUCGAGCUUCUGGGACAUCCCAAGUCCGUGGUGGCAGGCGAGUACUGUGACGAUGAGCUUUGGCUUGGCCUUUGCGGUCAUCGGUACCCUUACCCUCCUUGCCGCUGCAGUUUCCUUUUUGCCGCACGUACUCAAGAGCCCAAGGCACACCCGGCUACUUGGAUCACUUCAACUCGUCGCAGCAACGAUGAUAUGCGGAGGUCUGAUAAUGUAUCCCGUCGGCUGGGAUAACCGAGAGGUACGAGAAUCCUGCGGCAAGGGAGCCAAUGUCUACAAUUUAGGGAGGUGUUCGGUAUCUUGGUCGAGCUACCUACUGAUAAGUUCGAUAGCUUUGCUGCUACUGUGUUUCGGCUUGAGUUUAUGUGCAGCACGACACAAGCCAAAUCCCGAGGACCCGCUGCGCAUCUGACACUUAAGAAAGUCGAUUGACGCUUACUCGGCGAAGCAUCAGGAAGCUUCGGCAACAAAGCUGUCCAUCGUCACGGUUUGUUGAUCGCGAUUCCUUCGGCGCCUUUUACGGCUGCCGAUAUUCGUUCUUCGUCUCUUCUGCAACGCUCGCAGGUGAGCGAAUAACCUACAACCCCGUAACCCUGUACAUACAUUGUUAUAAAAAAAUCGCUUUACCGGCGGUCGAUAACUCGUAUCAAAUUACAUUGUUAUGCUGAUCGAUCAUUAUAGCUGUUGACGUGGAAAAAUCAAAAGAAUUUGAUAAAAGUAUUACAUGUUUGUACAUAGAGAUUUUCACGAUUGUUUUCCGGGAAAUUGUUGAUGAUUUCAAACAGGACUGCAUUUUGAUGCAGCUGACAAUAUUAAGAUCUGGUGUUCGAUACUUAUUAUGAAGAUAUAGUUGACUUCGGCAGAAUUGAACGUCUUGGCCUUACUUAAUUUAUAUUCGCUAUACAUGAUCUAUUUUUUAACAUGCUGCUUCGCAUCUAUGAGUAUACCUUAUGAAUAAAAUCAGAAUGCCAUUUAUAGAUGUUUUUAUAUCAUCAUACUAAUCUCGGAUUUAUCAUAAAAGUAACUAAAAAAUAUACGUAAAUUUCCGAUCUUUAACAAAUAAUAGCCAAGCAUAGAACAAAAUGACAAACGAAAAAAAAACUCACUCUAUUGAUUUUAAAACUAAAUUGGCAUAAAAUUAAUCUCAGGUAAAUUUCUCUCUUCCGAUCUCUGAAAAAU
Messenger RNA from Phymastichus coffea, 2056 nucleotides. RefSeq names its product LHFPL tetraspan subfamily member 6 protein-like. Lineage: Eukaryota; Metazoa; Arthropoda; Insecta; Hymenoptera; Eulophidae. The transcript is spliced from 5 exons. The record is from RefSeq and is a predicted model, not a curated record. Gene Ontology annotation, cellular component: membrane. Bases 585 to 1289 code for a protein of 234 amino acids.